AUGGUCGACAUAAAACGCGAGAAAAAACCAGUCCCGAUACUUCAGCAAAGCAGCGCUUUCGGAAGAGUGAAGAAAAACCGCAGCGCUCCUCCAGCAGCAUUCGUCUCCAAUCAAAAACUGCUCCAGGUCUUCCACUGCGAUCAAGGCGAACUGGAUCUGCUCAAGUUUCAUCUCGGAAAGACAUACGACUCUUUUCACGAAGUCCGGAGUAAGGAUGAGAUCUUCGAGUAUGUGGCAGAUAUCGAUUCGGACUUUCGUGAGAUGUUAGAUGGUCAGAGCGAAGCUAAAACUAAGCUUUGGUAUACGAGAGCAACAGCGCAAGCAGAAGAGGGCAAGGGAGGGAUGGGAUGGGAGGUUCAAGCACGUUUCUGGGAGAGUGGCGGGGAACGCGAUUGUGAUCCUGGACGACGACUGAAUACUAAUCUUGCACCAAUGCCAUUUGGCUCCCUUCCAUUUGCGAGUCGUGGUCCUCGCUGUUCAUCACACGGAGACUGGAUACUUUCCGGCAUCAGAUCUUUCAGCUGGAAUGGCUUUCUGAAUUCUGCUCGAGCUGAACAAGUGCGCAUAUCUCUCGGCCUUCAAAAUGGAUCUAUCCCUGACACAACAAGAUUCCGAUCUCCGGAGAACAUUCUCAACCACUCUGCAGUCUUCGAGCAUGAUCGGUCUUCGACAAAGCAGCCUUUGAUGGCGGAAAGACUCAGCAAUCAAAACAUUCUGCCAACUCAGACUUGUCCAAAUUCAGCCAUGGCGACUCAAGGGAACGCCAACACCAACUUCCCUGUGCACUUCGAUCCUGGACUCGAUAACAUUGCGAAUUGGAAACCAUCGACGCUCGCUGUAAGCCAUAACGCCACGAUUGAGCAGCUGCUAUCCCAAAUCAAGGGUCUCAUCAUAAGCGGUUUUGAUAAUGACGGCGAUGACCGGUUUAAGGUACAGAACAACGGACUCACGCCUUUCAUGGGCCACUUGACGCAAGCGUACAACAAGAAGAAUACUACAACCCAAGUCAGCGCGGAUACAAUGUGGACCAUUUGGUUCCGCGUGAGGUUUGUUUUCCCACUAUCAAAUGGCGAAUCGAGGACAAUCCAAUUGGAAGAUGGAGUUUGGCAACGACACCCUGAAGUUCUAGAUAUUGUAAAGAACCGGAACAACAUCAGUGGAUUGAGUACCGCAACCAUCCGAGUCUCUUUGGAAUUGGAGAAAUGUACUCAAAGCCGCAUCGCGACCAUACAACAUGAUAAGAAUUUGAAUCAUGUCGUUUAUCCCGUUCGGCAAAAGGUUGAGUACUUCAGAUGUGGUCUUGUCCAGAAUGGUGCGCCCCAGCUUGACAAGUAUGGCUUGCUUGAGGUACCUAGAGACCAAGCCGGAAGCCCAGUCGAGCGGAAGAAUGUCAUCAUUGCUCGUUACGAAGAGAGCAAUGAGAUGGCGCUGAGUGACGAUUUCAGAUUGAUGGGAACCUGGAAGUUCGGUUCUGGAACUACGUGGUUCAGAAUCGGUGACCCAGACGACGCCGGUCAAGGCCACACACUUGGCACCUUCGACAGUAAAACAUUACUCACCCAAACGUUUCAAGUGAAUGGCGGAAACCCACCUUUCAAUGGUCUCCAUGCUACGUUCGCUUCUCACAAGAGGGGUCAACAUCCCAGAGAAAUUCCGAAACUCCCUCCAUUGACCGGAAAUGUCUUCCCUCGUCCACAGCAAUUGCAGGAUCCACAGAACCAAUUGCCUAACGGAGUAUCUUGCACGAUCAUCAUCCGUGUUGUCUAUCUCGUCACAAGCUUUACCUUCGAUCACCUGGAGCGGAAAAGUCCACGAAACAUCAACUUUUCUGUGACGAACAACACGACGUUCGAGGGUCUGGCGUUUAGGUUGUGGAAGCAGUACGGCGGCGGAGGACAAGAUCGCAUCCGUGCCGGCCUCACGCUUCAGAACACUAGGAGCAAUUGGUGGAUCAUGCCAGACCGUACAGGACGAAGAAACUCCAGUGGACUGCGGAUGUGCUUAUGUAUGCUGAGUGUCACAUCCGCAAUGGCGACGCUCCGCCGAUGUACCUUGCGAAUGGUACAUAAGACUUGCGAAGACAUGCGCGAUGAAGAAUGCGUUGCGCGAGAGGUUUUCCGUAGAAUGCGCUUUCUAACAUGUCUUGGCCGAUUGAUGGCAUGGCCAUCCAGACUCCCGAUGAGUCGCGAUGGGAUCAACUUCGCCUGGUGGAAGAAUGCGGGAACACUCAGCAACGCUUCAUCCGCUUCUGAAAUCCAAGGGAAGCUUGCGGUCGAAUUCUUGCUCGUGGUUGUCGAUCGUGAUGGGGUCGUGGAUAGGAGAGACUUUGCUGGAGUCACAGAUCGCGAUGACGGAGCUACCAACGUGGGUUCCGAGACGGCAUCCUCAACUUCAUCAUCGUGUCCAGGCCAACGCUGCACAAGAUCGGACUUCCUGAAAUAUGACUUCCCUGUACGAAGUAGCUAUCAAGCCACGUCAGCAACCGUGACAUGCAUGCUCGUCGGCAGGGCUCGAGGCGAUGCAGAAUUACCAAGAGUGUACCAGCUCGCAUAUCGACCCCAGCCAUCUCCUCGAUAUACCCACGGACAAUAUCCAGGCGCUGUCCCCUUGGGUGCUUGUAUACACAAUUCCCAGAGCACGAGUUCGAGCGCCCAUAUAACCACAGCAGUGACCGAAGACAUCAAGAUCCACGAAGGCCGGAGCCGGUCGGUCCAUAGAGCAAACAUUUCCGAUGCUGUAAAGGCGAGGGAGACAAGCGGAAUCGUACACCAAAAGAAAACCAAUUUCCGAAUGAAACUCACGCUCGUAUCAACGACGAAUGACUUCGUGCGUAGUCCGGAGAAUUCUCGUAAUCAAGCUCAAGAGCCACUGCCUAUCAACGCCGCAACGAUCGGCAUGGCAGUUCGCUGCCAUCCCUUCCAAGGCGCCCUGAUAGCCAUACCUACCGACAUGACUUCCUACCUGUCUGUAUACUCCAAGCUCGAAAAGCCAAAGCCACUCUCAUCUCAGCACACAUAUUGGAUGAUCAAAAUUUUGGGAGGGAGUGGUGAAACUCUUCAGGAUUCAUCCAGAAGGCUUUCCACGGGGCGCAAGAGAGCUGGAAAUAAACAAUUCGGCGCUGGAUUGGGGCAGUGCGGCUUGCGCGACCCGAAUGGCGUUGGCAGCCAUGAGGAACAGGAGCGGGAAAGGAUAUAUAUGGCCAGCCUCGUGCUACAAGGCUACAUCUCGAGCAUUUCCUUCGUGGUUGAUUGUGUCUUGCUGACGGCAUGGAGGCAUUGCAAUGGCCUGAGUUGGACACUGUCGGUGAUGCUGAAUAAAUCGGUAUUGCAGAUGAGCAAUCUGGGGCGCGGAGUGGCAUCGUUUGCGAAAGAUUUGGUCGAAGCCAUUAUGGGGGAUGAAUUCAUCCGUGCCAAUGUGGCGAUCGUGCCGUACCUCUUCCGAAUCAAUAACAAUCCCUUUAUCAACUACAAACGAACAGAACCUAGUCACGUAGUUCAGCUUCCACCCUACAUAUCCCGCCCGACACAACACGAAAACGAAACCAACCAUCACGCGACGCGAAUACCAUUCCGACAAACACCACACAAUCUCUCCAAACAAAAACAAAAUGCCUCCUCCAACACUCAUCAAGCCACUCCAAAGGCAGCAUCUCGCGCCGUUUUCAACGCCAUUCCUCCAAAAAAAAAACUACUACUCGAAACCUCAACACGCCUCGAAAACAACCACAACCACACGAAAUCAAACCUCCAGCCUGCCUUGACCUUCUCCUUCAAAGACCUAGGGGCCUCCCCACUCACAAAAACAUGCCUCUACAUUUUCGCAGGAAUACUUGGGACGAUGGAAACAUACACGUACGGAUUGUGGGGUUAUAAUACUUGGUGGAAACCGAAGUGGAAAUGA
Molecule: messenger RNA, 3900 nt
Organism: Pseudocercospora fijiensis CIRAD86
Lineage: Eukaryota; Fungi; Ascomycota; Dothideomycetes; Mycosphaerellales; Mycosphaerellaceae
Exons: 22
Coding region: 1-3900 (1299 amino acids)
Source: RefSeq, a predicted model, not a curated record